Jaculus jaculus (lesser Egyptian jerboa) is the source of this 2113-nucleotide messenger RNA. RefSeq names its product phosphodiesterase 9A (gene Pde9a). Gene Ontology annotation, biological process: cGMP catabolic process. The transcript is spliced from 19 exons. Lineage: Eukaryota; Metazoa; Chordata; Mammalia; Rodentia; Dipodidae. Gene Ontology annotation, molecular function: 3',5'-cyclic-GMP phosphodiesterase activity. The record is from RefSeq and is a predicted model, not a curated record. The coding region runs from base 66 to 1664 and encodes 532 amino acids.
CUCCCGGCGCGGCGGCCGCGGCGAGAAAGUACAGUGAAAAGUCCGAGUGCGGCGGCGGGCGCGAGAUGGGGUCCGGCUCCUCCAGCUACCGGCCCAAGGCCAUCUACCUGGACAUCGAUGGACGCAUCCAGAAGGUGGUCUUCAGUAAGCACUGCAACUCCAGCGACAUCAUGGACCUCUUCUGCAUCGCCACUGGCCUGCCACGGAAUACCACCAUCUCCCUCCUGACCACCGAUGAUGCCAUGGUCUCCAUCGACCCCACCAUGCCUGCGAACUCAGAGCGAACCCCCUACAAGGUGAGACCCGUGGCUGUCAAGCAACUGUCUGAGAGAGAAGAGCUGAUCCAGGGUGUGCUGGCGCAGGUGGCAGAGCAGUUCUCCAGAGCAUUUAAAAUCAACGAGCUGAAAGCGGAAGUUGCGAAUCACCUGGCAGUGCUGGAGAAACGGGUGGAAUUGGAAGGACUGAAAGUGGUGGAAAUUGAGAAAUGUAAGAGUGACAUUAAGAAGAUGAGAGAAGAGCUGGCAGCCAGAAAUAACCGGACCAGCUGUCCCUGUAAGUACAGCUUUUUGGAUAACAAGAAGUUGACACCUCGACGUGAUGUCCCCACUUACCCCAAGUACCUGCUUUCUCCAGAGACCAUUGAUGCCCUCCGAAAGCCCACCUUUGACGUCUGGCUUUGGGAGCCCAAUGAGAUGCUAAGUUGCCUAGAGCACAUGUACCAUGACCUUGGCCUUGUCCGAGACUUCAACAUCAACCCCGUCACGCUCCGGAGGUGGCUGCUCUGCGUCCAUGACAACUACAGGAACAACCCCUUCCACAACUUCCGGCACUGCUUCUGUGUGGCACAGAUGAUGUUCAGCAUGAUCUGGCUCUGUGACCUCCAGGAGAAGUUUUCCCAAAUGGACAUCUUGGUCCUGAUGACCGCAGCCAUCUGCCAUGACCUGGACCACCCUGGAUUCAACAACACGUACCAGAUCAACGCCCGCACAGAACUGGCCGUACGCUACAACGACAUCUCCCCGCUGGAGAACCACCACUGCGCUGUGGCCUUCCAGAUCCUGGCACAGCCAGAGUGCAACAUCUUCGCCAGCGUGUCGCCCGAUGGCUUCCGGCAGAUCAGACAGGGGAUGAUCACGUUGAUCCUAGCCACUGACAUGGCAAGACAUGCUGAAAUCAUGGAUUCUUUCAAAGAAAAAAUGGAGAAUUUUGACUACAGCAACGAGGAGCACCUGACCCUGCUGAAGAUGAUUUUGAUAAAAUGCUGCGACAUCUCCAAUGAGGUCCGUCCCAUGGAGGUGGCAGAGCCGUGGGUGGACUGUCUGUUAGAAGAGUAUUUUAUGCAGAGUGACCGGGAGAAGUCAGAAGGCCUUCCUGUGGCCCCGUUCAUGGACCGAGACAAAGUGACCAAAGCGACAGCCCAAAUUGGGUUCAUCAAGUUUGUUCUGAUUCCCAUGUUUGAAACAGUGACCAAGCUCUUCCCCGUGGUGGAGGAAACCAUGCUGCGGCCGCUGUGGGAGUCCCGAGAGCGCUACGAGCAGCUGAAGCAGCUAGACGACGCCGUGAAGGAGAAGAAGGUGGAGACCCUGACAUCCGGGGGCACUGAACAACCCACGGAGCCGAGCAGAGAUGCAAAAACAAGCGAAGGUCACGGUCCUCCGAAGUGAUGUCUGGAUGCAAAUGGACACAGUGUCUGAAAGCGCGGCAGAGCUGCGGCCGCUCAGCUGGGCCUGGCAGAGCUUCGCGGGACCCUCCACACGGGGGUGAUCCGGGCACCCACAGCCCGCUGCCACCCGACCACGUUUUCUAAGGACCGUUUUUGUUCGCUGAUGCAACCACCACAACAGAACAGGAAUUCAUGAUGCUGUACAGAAUUUUUAUUUUUAAACUGCCUUUUAAAUAAUAUAUUCUUAUACAGAAACUGGUCUGUAUUUUUCUUCGGUAGAGUUCGGCAGCCCAGGGCUGCUCCCGACAAGCUCUUAAGCGGAGACCAAGGACACUGGGCUUUUCCCACAGAUGCAGCUCACACCCGUUGGGCAGUGUGAUGCGAUGCAUACGUCUGGGUCAGUUCCACAUUAAACAUCAGGAUGGUGCCAGAGAACGAGGACAUGCGCAU